GCUACCCAAUCAGCCUUGUCAACAAACUGAAGCUGUCCUCCAAUUCGACUUCAACCUUGCUGACUUCUUUCUCUCCACAGUACUCGUACACAAUUGAGCAAAUCUGAGCUCCUACUCACCAUGUCUUCAGAUGCCAACGCUGCUUACCAAAACAUCGCCAACGGCCCCGCUGCCGAGAAGGCCAGAAUUGAGGGCGAGAAGACUUCGCAAGAGUACUCCAACCUGAUGGACUCAAAGAGAGUGCCCGAGCAGCCCGCUGCCACUGGCCAGUCAUUGACCCACUACCACUCCUUCUUCUACAACCUCCUCAGCUGGGAGAACCCCCGUGUCACCACCAUCUCCUUCGCCUCAAUCCUCACCUUCAUCUUCUUCACCCGCUACGUACCCAUCCUCAAGUACCUUUUCAAGGCGCUCUACAUCGUCCUCGGCAUCACUGCUGCCGCUGAAGUCGUGGGCAAGCUUGUCAUGAACCGUGGCUUCGCCUCGCAGAUGCGCCCUCGCAAGUACUACACCAUCCCCCGUGAGACCCUCGAGGCCUCUCUGGACGAUGUUGAGCAACUCAUCAACUUCUUCGUCAUUGAGUUCCAGCGCAUCAUGUUCGGCGAGAACGUCUUUGUCACCGUCGGUGCCUUCUUCGUUACCUUCAUCUCUUACUUCCUCGUCAAGAUCAUGCCUACCUGGGGUCUUGCUCUUCUCUUCACUACUCUGAUCUACACCGUCCCCCUCGUCUACAUCAACAACCGCGAGGUCAUUGACGCCCAGAUCGAGAAUGCUAGCACCAUCAUCAACGAGCAGACCCAGCAGGUUCGCACCAUCGCUGCCGAGCAGACCCAGCAUGCCACCGACAUCGCAAAGAGCACUGCCACUGACCUCUCCAACCGCGCCUCCGAGCUCAUCGGUCAGGCCAAGCACCGUGCCGGUCAGGCUGAUGCCCCCAACCCUGCCAACCUGAACCCCGCCAAGAACGAGCCCGAGAGAGAGAUCAAGAAGGAGGACAUCCAGAACGCCGCCAACGACCUCACCAACAAGGCCGCUGCUACCGCCCAGGAUGCUGCUAACAAGACUUCCGCUACCGCUCAGGACGCCGCCAACAAGACCUCGGCCACUGCUCAGAACGCUUACGACUCUGCCGCCAGCACCGCUCAGGUCGCUGCUGACAAGACCUCUGCCACUGCCCAGUCUGCCGCCGACAAGACCUCGAACGCCACUGGUAACUCCUACAACUCCUUCGGCUCCCAGAGCACUGCCUCGGAAAGCAUCGACCGCUCCACUGAGCCCUUGACUGAGUUCAACGCUCCCAGCGUCCCUACCACCGAGCCCAGCGCCGCCUCACACACUCUUCCCGUUCUCAAGGACGAGAAUGUCUACCACGAGAACUCUGCCCCCGAGCAAGUCAGAGAGGAGGCACCUCUUCUGUAAAGAGCCAACAUCACCACACAUUGAUACGGUCGCGAUGAUGGAUUCAACGAAGAUUGAUGAAACU
This is a messenger RNA of Aureobasidium pullulans EXF-150, 1483 nucleotides long. RefSeq lists its product as uncharacterized. The record is from RefSeq and is a predicted model, not a curated record. NCBI's taxonomy places the organism in Eukaryota, Fungi, Ascomycota, Dothideomycetes, Dothideales, Saccotheciaceae. The transcript is spliced from 2 exons. The coding region runs from base 121 to 1419 and encodes 432 amino acids.